Molecule: messenger RNA, 2586 nt
Organism: Verticillium nonalfalfae
Lineage: Eukaryota; Fungi; Ascomycota; Sordariomycetes; Glomerellales; Plectosphaerellaceae
Exons: 4
Coding region: 1-2586 (861 amino acids)
Biological process (GO): regulation of DNA-templated transcription
Cellular component (GO): nucleus; chromatin
Molecular function (GO): histone H3K36 methyltransferase activity; protein binding
Source: RefSeq, a predicted model, not a curated record
AUGCGUCGCGCGAAUCGCCUCGCCAUGUCUCUCUCGCCGUCGAGCCAGAGCAGCCUUGGCGCUGUGGCCCUCGGCCUCGAAUCCUCCUCGCAUGUCGCGUCUCUCAGCUCAACACCACCUACCAACUUCUCCGACAACAUAUCUAUAGCCUCCGAAGGCAUCAAGGUCGAGACUACACCUGUACCCGAGAUUCAAGCGACCGUCAUUGUCGCCACGGAGCCUCAGCCUGAGGUCUCUGCCACACCCCAUGACACGCCUCAGAUUGACGCGCCAUCGGCCGCCCAAGAGCCGCCCGCAGCCGGGCGUGCUCGGAGGGCACGCGUCAGCAAUCCCGUCUAUAACCUCUCCCAAUUGAGCGGCACCGCCGCAAAGGGGAAUGGCCGCAGAAAGCGAGCCAGCCUCGGAGACGCUCUCUCUACCACGCCGCGCUCCUCUGACCCUCUCGUACGCGACGGCAUUGACGCGCUGAAUCUGCAAUGGUCUAUGCAAGGCCUCAAGACCCCUGGCAAGUUGGCCCAGGAGAAGCCCGACACUCCCCGCACGACUCGAGCCUCAGCGCGCGACGCCCCGGCCAAGGUCGAUAUCCUUACAUCCAAAGCGACCUCUCUCGGCAAGCGCGGGCGCAAGGCCUUUGAACAGGGCAUUGGCAAGGUCUCCAGAGAACUUCUCCGCCUUAGAGAUACGAACGAGUUUGCCAAAGUAGAAACGAAGCCUGUUUUCCACACCAUUUGGGCCAAUGGCAAGCUGGUUACUCCCGAAGAGCUUGAAAAUGGCCCUGCCCGGAAGAAGGCUAAGACGAAGGCGCCCUCGGAAGUAAAGAAGGCCAAGGUGGACGAGACAAAGAAGGAUGGCGAAAAGAGUGAGGAGACGCUCGAGCUUCAUACGCGCAAGGGACGGCGUGUCAAGCGCUGGCUCGCCAAGGGCCUGUAUGCCGGUCAGGACACGCCGCUUGACCUGAACGAGGGUCUGGGCCUCGCGGAGAAGAAGAAACUCGCACAAAUCCCGGAGCUGGCCGCGUCCGGGCGCGUGAACAAGGCACUGCCUUUGCCCAUGUUCAAUGGACUGAGGACGUUGAUCAACGGCCGAGACUUCAAGCUUCCGUUCGACGUUUGCAACCCUUUGCCUCCGGGCCAGCCGAAGCCCGAGCACUGGACAAAGAUCUCCAAGAAUCGCUUUGUGGGAGAAUCUAGUCUAUACUGGAAGAAGAACCAACAUUCUUCUGCAGACGAGUCCAAGUGUGUUUGCAAGCCGCAGGACGGCUGUGACGAAGAUUGCCAGAACCGUAUCAUGUUGUAUGAGUGCGACGAGAACAACUGCAACGUCGGUAAAGCUUUUUGCACCAACCGCGCCUUCGCCGAUUUGCAUGAGAGAAAAGUUGCGGGCGGCAAAUAUCGCACAGGCGUCGAGGUCAUCAAGACAUCGGAUCGCGGCCAUGGUAUCCGGUCCAACCGAUGCUUCGACGCAAACCAGAUUAUCAUGGAGUACACUGGAGAGAUCAUUACCGAGGAAGAGUGCGAGAACCGGAUGAACACAAAGUACAAGAACAAUGAUUGUUACUACCUCAUGAGCUUCGAUCAGAACAUGAUCAUUGACGCCACGACUGGGAGCAUCGCCCGCUUCGUCAAUCACUCUUGCAAACCAAACUGCAAGAUGAUCAAGUGGAUCGUGGGCGGCCAGCCGCGAAUGGCACUGUUUGCGGGAGACGCGCCCAUCAUGACUGGCGACGAAUUGACCUACGACUACAACUUCGACCCUUUCAGCGCUAAGAACGUUCAAACCUGUCUGUGUGGCGAGGCGGAGUGUCGCGGUGUGCUGGGUCCCAAACCCAAGGGACCCAAGCCGGUCAAGGCUGAGAAAACAGACGGCAAGGCUGGUCUGAAGAAGAAGAAGAAGGCCAGGGCUACAAAACCUGACGCCAACACAACCCCGAAAUCUGCAGCAAAGGCCCUCAAGAGCCCUGCCAAGCUGAAGGCGAAGACACAGACACCGAAAGCGAACCUGAAGGAGACUGUCAAAAGCGUUGUCAAGCUCGGGAAGCGCAAGCUUGAGGAGCUCGCCGGAGAUGACACAGCCAACGCGAUGGCGAAGAAACGAAAGAUCAAAUCUCACAAGGGCACGAAGCAGAGCGCAAAACGUAGCUUCUCCAACGCCAGCACCAAGGUUGUCCAGGCGGCAGCGAAAGGCGCCGCCACGGUGAAGAAGAGUGUCUCAACGAUUACCGUGAACGCCAAGUCAACACCUGUCGCGAAGAAGACAACGUCUUCCAAGGUGACUACUGUCCGCACAUCCAGCUCAGGCCGUGUCAUCAAGGCGACAAAGAAGCGCGACUCCCUUCUGCAGACGACCUUGUCACCCAAUGCGACAAUUAUCGCAGCCAGAGCUGAAGGCAGCAAGAUCAAGGCUGCCGACAAGGGCAGCUUGAAGACGCCGAACAAAACGAAGAGACCGGCCACUCCGAAGAGUCUCAAAAGCGCUGUCAAGUCCCCCCGCAAAGCGCUGGAUCUACCGCGCGUGAAAUCGCAGAUUCGCUUGGUGAGCCCCGAGGCGAGCAGCAUCACUGCCCUCGUGUCCCCCUCGAUGGCCUGA